AUGGGGCACCACCAAGACUUGGGUCUAGACCAAGUGCGCCUGGAAGCUGCCAAGGAAUGCGGUGAUGGCUACGUCUUGGAACCUCCGGAGAGCAUUGACGCUGCUGUGGUUUACAAGUUGUACCGCGGUGCUACUGGGGAGGUAAACGGGCAGGCUCAGCGAGUGUGGGUUGACUUCCCUUCGUUGCACUUGAGCUGGGCGCCCUAUGACACGCCGGCCCAAAAGCAGUGCCGCCUGUCGCUCCUUGACGUGGCAUCCUGCACGGCCACUUCGGCCUCGUCUGGCAAUGGGCACGGCGACGUCCUUUGCAUGGAACUUUGGGGCCAUCCACCAGUUCGCAGCACUCGCGAAGCAGAGAGAACUGGGAGCAGCUAUGGGAUCUGUCAGCGCGAUACGCUACUUUUGGCAGUGGAGGCAACCGCCUACGCAAUGCAAGGCUUCGCAGAGUCUUUGGAGAAUCUCUUGGCCAGUCGGGACAAGGAGGGCAAGAGCAAGCUAGAGUUCAUCCAGAGAUCACUUUUCCAGUACCUUUGGCGACAUCAGGGCGUCCGCUUAGCGGAGAACUCUGAGCAAGCCUUGUACGAGGCCCAAGCAGUGCUGGCUUUCAACCUCGAUCCCAAGGAAGGUGUCAAGUACCUCAAGGGUAAGCUUGGCAAAUCCAGCUCGCUCGAGGUGGGCCAGUGGCUGGCGCAGAUGUCCACGGUCAAUGGAGGCCUGGACCCAACCCUGUUGGGAAACUAUUUUAGUCGGAGAGAUUCUCUCGAGGUCUUCAGGGAGUUCGUGUGCUGUCUGGACUUCGCAGGGAUGAACUUGGUAGUGGCUUUGCGGAAGCUUUUUGAUACCUUCAAACCAGGCGGGGAGAGCCAGGUGAUCAACAGAAUACUUGAGCUGUUCGCUGACGCCUACUUUUUGCAGUGGUCGAAAAACAAGGACAAGUCUAUUCCGGAAACCGCAUACGCAGCUGCCGAUAGCGUUCUCGCAACAGCUUUCAGCCUCAUUAUGCUGAACACCUCACUUCAUGUAGCCUCCAAGAAGGCCGGCAAGUCGCCCUCUGCCUCGAUGACAGCGACGGAGUUCGUGGAAAACACGCGAAGGGUUGUCAGCGAAGAAGAAGUUCCCGCAGCCGCCUUGCGCCAGUUCUACGCGGAUGUUAAGAAGGCCGAAAUGUCCAUGCAGCCCAUGCCGCGCGUGGCUUUUUCUAGGUUGCCUGUGCAGCCAGACAUCGAGGGCUGGCUGAUUGUGCUCCUCGGCGCUGAGGACCAAAGGCGGUUUUGGGCGGUACUGGCACUUCAACGGUUGUACCUUUUCUCGGACAACAGCGAUGUGGAUCCUGCGGAUGCGUGUGACCUCAAGGAUGCCAGCGCUGGCAAAAUCCUUGACGACGCCGAUGCAAUGGAGCGUUACCAGAUGCUGCAAGGAAGAGGAAAAGGCAAAUGCUUCUGCUUCCCUCGCUCAGGCCGUGGGCUGGCUGACCCGGACAUGGAGCGGCGUGCUUUUGCCGUCAAUCAGAAGUCUGAUGGUACAUGGCUCUCCCAGCUCGGGCAUCCCAGUUCACAAUUGAUCCUCGUGGCGGAGUCGAGCGAUUUGAUGGAGAAGUGGGUGAGCCUCAUCGACUGUGGGCCAUAUUGA
Molecule: messenger RNA, 1629 nt
Organism: Symbiodinium sp. CCMP2592
Lineage: Eukaryota; Dinophyceae; Suessiales; Symbiodiniaceae
Source: the annotation of a GenBank genome assembly